Messenger RNA from Podarcis raffonei (Aeolian wall lizard), 5867 nucleotides. RefSeq names its product ATP binding cassette subfamily B member 11 (gene ABCB11). Gene Ontology annotation, cellular component: membrane. The transcript has 29 exons. Lineage: Eukaryota; Metazoa; Chordata; Lepidosauria; Squamata; Lacertidae. Gene Ontology annotation, biological process: transmembrane transport. The record is from RefSeq and is a predicted model, not a curated record. Gene Ontology annotation, molecular function: ABC-type transporter activity; ATP hydrolysis activity; ATP binding. The coding region runs from base 139 to 4185 and encodes 1348 amino acids.
AAGUUUGAUGGCUCUCAAGUGAUGUGGAGGACUGUGUUCUUUCUGUUACUUCCCACAGUGCUAUUCUGCAAUGGAAACGGAUCGCAACCCUGAGCAAACCGCGAACUUUGGGCUCUUUUUUGCAUAAAGAGGAAGAUCAUGCCUGAGCCAGUUACUUUGCGCAGUAUUAAGAAAAUCGGAGAAGACAACUAUGGCUUUGAGCCGGAAGAAUCACAUAACGGCAUCUGCAAACCAGAGUAUUUCCAUAAUAAAAAGGAAACUUCUUCAAAGAACAAUACAAAAGGGAACAAGACAUCAGAGAAGAAUGAAAUUCGAGUUGGCUUCUUUGAGUUGUUUAGAUUUGCUUCUUCAUCUGAGAAACUGAUGAUGGUUUUCGGUGGCAUCUGCGCUGCUCUUCAUGGAGCUGCCCAGCCAGCCAUGUUGAUUGUCUUUGGGGUAAUGACAGACACAUUUAUUCAAUAUGAUAUUGAGAAGCAAGAGCUUAGUGACCCGAAUAAAGGAUGUGUGAAUAACACUAUAGUGUGGAUCAACAGUUCCUAUCACCAAAACAACAAUAAUACACCAGUGAGUUGUGGGUUGCUGGACAUUGAAAUGGAAAUGAGUUAUUUUGCAAGUUACUAUGGGGGAAUAGGCUGUGCAGUGCUUGUGCUGGCAUACUUCCAGAUCAGCUUAUGGGUAAUCUCAGCUGCUCGACAGACACAGAAAAUCAGAAAAGCCUAUUUCAGGAAAAUAAUGAGGAUGGAUAUAGGCUGGUUUGAUUGUACAUCAGUGGGGGAACUCAGUACACGUAUUUCUGAUGACGUAAAUAAAAUAAAUGAUGCUAUUGCUGAUCAAGUAGCAGUCUUUAUCCAGCGGUUCACCACCUUUAUUUGUGGAUUCAUGUUAGGAUUUGUCAGAGGCUGGAAGCUGACCUUGGUUAUUAUCUCAGUCAGUCCACUACUUGGGGUUGGAGCUGCCAUGAUUGGCCUGGCUGUGGCAAAGCUGACAGGUCGAGAAUUAAAAGCUUAUGCAAAAGCUGGCGCUGUGGCCGAUGAAGUGCUCUCAUCCAUCAGAACAGUGGCUGCUUUUGGAGGGGAAAGAAAAGAAGUUGCAAGAUAUGACAGAAACCUAGUGUUUGCCCAAAACUGGGGAAUUAGAAAGGGAAUAAUAAUGGGAUUUUUCACCGGUUACAUCUGGUGCAUCAUUUUCCUGAGUUAUGCGCUAGCAUUUUGGUACGGCUCAAAACUUGUUCUUGAAGAUGAGGAGUACUCACCUGGCACACUUAUACAGGUUUUUUUUGGAGUUCUGGUAGCUGCCUUAAGUCUUGGCCAAGCUUCUCCUUGCCUGGAAGCCUUCGCCACUGGCCGAGGAGCUGCAACAAAUAUCUUUGAGACGAUAGAUAAAAAACCUGUUAUUGACUGUAUGUCAGAAGAUGGCUACAAGCUGGAUAAAGUCCGUGGUGAAAUUGAAUUCCAUAAUGUGACUUUCUACUACCCAUCCAGGCCUGACGUAAAGAUUUUAGAAAAACUCAACAUGGUUAUCAAGGCAGGGGAAACAACAGCUUUUGUUGGACCCAGUGGAGCUGGAAAGAGCACCACAAUACAGCUCAUCCAGCGAUUUUAUGACCCUAGUGAAGGCAUGAUUACUCUAGAUGGACAUGAUAUUCGCUCGCUUAAUAUUCAGUGGCUGCGUUCCUUGAUUGGCAUAGUUGAGCAGGAACCAGUCCUGUUUGCUACCACCAUUGCAGAGAACAUUCGCUAUGGUCGGGAAGAUGCCACUAUGGAAGACAUCAUCAGAGCAACCAAACAAGCCAAUGCCUACGACUUUAUCAUGGAUCUGCCUGGGAAAUUUGACACCCUAGUUGGAGAAGGUGGUGGUCAGAUGAGUGGAGGCCAGAAGCAGCGGAUUGCUAUUGCUCGUGCUUUGGUUCGAAACCCCAAAAUCCUGCUACUGGACAUGGCUACAUCAGCACUGGACAACAAAAGCGAAGCUACAGUGCAAGAGGCCCUUCAUAAGGCUCGCGUUGGGCGCACAGCCAUCUCCAUUGCUCACCGCUUGUCCUCAAUCAGAACUGCUGAUGUCAUAAUCGGCUUUGAGCAUGGAAGAGCAGUAGAAAGGGGGAAACACGAGGAGCUGAUGGAACGGAAAGGGGUUUAUUUCACACUGGUAACUUUGCAAAGCCAAGGGGACAAGGCACUCACUGACACGUCGGUGCAAACAGCCGAACCAAAUCUUGAGAAAACGCAGUCUUUCGUCAGGGGAAGUUAUCGGGACAGCUUGAGAGCUUCCCUUCGACAGCGUUCCAGAUCUCAGUUGUCAAAUAUAGUACCGGACCACCCAAUGUCAGUUGCCCAGAACCAUUCGGAGCAUAUCUAUAGCACCGGGCAGUAUGAAGAAGAUGGCAGUCCAUUUAAGAAGGAGCCAAAGGCUGUAAAAGUGGAAGAAGUGAAGCCUGCUAAUGUUACCAGAAUUCUGAAAUACAAUGCUCCUGAAUGGCCCUACAUGCUGAUUGGAUCCCUUGGAGCAGGCUUCAACGGGGCAGUCAACCCACUCUAUGCCUUGCUUUUCAGUCAGAUUCUUGGAACCUUUUCUAUCCUGGAUGAAGAAGAACAAAGAUUGCAGAUCAACGGCAUCUGCCUGCUCUUUGUAUUGGUUGGAGUUGUAUCAUUUUUUACACAGUUUUUACAGGGAUAUACAUUUGCAAAAUCUGGUGAGCUGCUUACAAGACGGCUAAGGAAAGUUGGCUUCGAGGCCAUGCUAGGUGAAGAAAUUGGUUGGUUUGAUGACCACAGGAACAGCCCAGGAGCUUUGACCACAAGACUAGCAACUGAUGCCUCUCAGGUUCAAGGGGCAACCGGCAGCCAGAUAGGAAUGAUUGUGAACUCCAUCACCAACAUUGGGGUGGCCAUUGUUAUUGCUUUCUACUUCAGUUGGAAACUCAGCUUGGUCAUCAUCUGCUUCUUGCCAUUCUUGGCUUUAUCUGGUGUGGUGCAGUCUCAGAUGCUAACAGGGUUUGCCUCUCAGGACAAACAAGCAUUGGAAGCAACUGGGAAGAUUUCCAAUGAAGCACUUGCAAACAUCAGGACUGUCGCAGGAAUUGGGAAGGAGAAAAAAUUUAUUGAAGCAUAUGAGAAAGAGCUGGAAGUCCCUUACAGAGCAGCAGUCAAAAAAGCAAAUGUUUAUGGAUUCUGCUUUGGUUUUGCACAGAGUAUUCUGUUUAUAGCCAAUUCGGUCUCCUAUCGGUAUGGAGGAUUUUUGGUUGACAAGGAAGGACUUCACUACAGCUAUGUGUUUAGGGUGAUUUCUGCUAUUGUGACCAGUGGAACUGCAUUAGGAAGAGCAUCCUCCUAUACGCCAAACUAUGCCAAAGCAAAAAUAGCUGCAGCUCGCUUUUUUCAGCUGGUGGAUCGUGUUCCCCGAAUCAGUGUUUACAGUGAUGCUGGAGAAAAAUGGGAUAACUUUCGUGGAAGCAUUGAAUUCUUGAACUGCAAGUUCACAUAUCCCUCUCGUCCCAACGUCCAAGUGCUAAAUGGUCUUUCGGUGUCUGUGAAAUCUGGACAAACCCUUGCCUUUGUUGGAAGUAGUGGAUGUGGCAAAAGUACCAGUGUCCAACUUCUGGAACGUUUUUAUGACCCUGAGGAAGGAAGAGUGUUGAUAGAUGGACAUGACAGCAAGAAAGUAAAUGUCCGCUUUCUGAGAUCUAAAAUUGGGAUAGUGUCCCAGGAACCUGUGCUGUUUGGCUGUAGCAUUGCUGACAAUAUAAAAUACGGCGACAACACCAGAGAGAUUUCUAUGGAAGAAGUGAUAGCAGCCGCUAAGAAGGCCCAGCUGCAUGACUUCGUCAUAUCGCUUCCUGACCAAUACAAAACUAACGUUGGCUCUCAGGGAUCACUGCUCUCUCGUGGGCAAAAGCAGCGCAUCGCUAUCGCCCGAGCCAUCAUCCGAGAUCCCAAGAUCUUGCUACUGGAUGAAGCAACAUCUGCUCUGGAUACCGAAAGUGAACAGACUGUGCAGGCUGCACUGGAUAAAGCUAGAGAAGGCCGAACGUGCAUCGUCAUAGCUCACCGCCUUUCUACCAUUCAGCAUUCUGAUAUCAUAGCUGUCAUGUCGCAAGGAGUGAUCGUUGAAAAGGGCACUCAUGAAGAACUGAUGGCCCAGCAAGGGGCAUACUACAAACUGGUUACCACUGGGGCACCUAUCAGCUGAGCUUUCACACUUACUCCAUGACACAAUCAAUGUAAUUUACUUGGGGAUGUGAUAAGACCAAGGAUGAACAUGUCAAUAAUCUUUAUGUUACACAUUCACUCUGCUAUUGCAAAUGUGCAGGAGAAAGCUCACCCCCCCCCCCCGCUUGCCAGCUUGUGACAUCAGUCAUUAAACUCGCUGUGGUACGAAGAAAGGCAACAUCUACUCAAACAGUGAUGCUGUUGGGAGAGUGCUCAAAACCUGGUGUUUUUUUUAAUCAACUAAAGUUUUGCCGAAGUAUUUAUAUGUCUGGAUUAUUAGGCCACAUACCUGUGACACCAGUGAAGUCAACAACUGCAGAUCUGCAGCCCCCAGUCCACCUGUUGUUGGGAUACUGCCAGGGAGACAGGCAUCUCCAGACGAUCCAUCGGUCUCCCGUAGGACAGCAUCAGACAGUUAGCGACACAAGCCUCAGACACAUUCCAGGACUCGUGCACGCCCUUGCAGCAGACUCCGCGACAGAAGAUGCACCCAGAAGAGCAUAUUUACAACUUUAUUCAGCGUUGGUCUGAAAAAAGGAAAAACAUGACUGCCUGCCUUCGUGUCGAGGCAACAGACAGAUACAAAAGCUAUAUACAAAACGGAAACUCCCUGUGAGCAGGAAGUACGCAGGCUUGUGACACACAACAGCCUGCUCCCUUUUUAAGGAGGAACGGAAAUAUCCUAACAGCUUCCAUUUGGCACUCUGGGCAAACAGUGGCAUCCACUGGCAUGACCUACUAUUACUCAUUUCACAGUUGUGAUCAUGGAAAUAUCUAAACGCAGGUGUCCACAUAUCCGUAAACACGAAGGAAGCAUUGUAAGGUGGCUGUGUGUGUCCAUGACACCUGUUCUGCACAUAAGUGCACUGCAUGUGCCACUGGAGGUUCAGCAAGUUAUGAAAUUAUAUUCACCACCAAUCAAACAAGGGAGAAAUUUCGCACAAAGCCAAUGCCGAUCUAUGUAUGGAUUUGCGUGCUGAUCCAUAUUGCAAUCAUUCCAGCACACUGAACUGUCUGGAUGCAUCUUGACAUAGGGAUGUACAGUUCCAUUGCAAACCAUUCAGUGCACAUGAAUAUAAAUGGAUCAGGCAAGGCAUGUGUCGCACCAGCAAGCUAUAGGUCCUGUUACAGUAGCUUUUUCAAAUGGAGAAAAAGUCAGCUGCAGUUUUUCCCUUGCUCGUUAAAAAGGCAUCUGGAGCUGCCAUGAUGCCUUUCUCAAAACAAAGAACACUGGAAAAAACAGCUAGGGGGUGCAGGAGACUGUUCAUACUGAUGCUGCAGAAAGUGACAGAAAAAUUUCCAUCAGUGCUGCUGAAUCAGGAAAAGAAAACGCAGGAAAAGGCAAAUGCAGCCUCACUACACUCGGUCCUUUGGAGGUAGGGAAUGUUUGUUGUCAUGUGUUUGCAAAAGUGAACAACCAAUGCUAACUGAAUAUCUGAACUAGCUUUCCCCAGCCUCCAGCUACUGUGCUAGCUGGGGCUGAUGGGAAUUGUAGUCCAAAACCAGGUUGGGGAAGACUGGUAAGUAAAGAAUCUACACUGUAUGGAAGUGGAGAUACAGAAAGGAGAAUUUGUAUCACUACCGUCCUCCUUACUUUACCAGUUGGCUACCCAGCUACUUGUGUACAGUUAUGUUUUCAUUAAAGCAAGGGAUGAAAUUUUG